Molecule: messenger RNA, 927 nt
Organism: Daldinia vernicosa
Lineage: Eukaryota; Fungi; Ascomycota; Sordariomycetes; Xylariales; Hypoxylaceae
Product: ETC complex I subunit conserved region-domain-containing protein
Exons: 3
Coding region: 256-894 (212 amino acids)
Biological process (GO): electron transport chain
Source: RefSeq, a predicted model, not a curated record
CCCGAUACCGACCCUGGACCAAUCAAAUCCCCCGCAACAUGAUUAUCUCAACCUCGAACUUAAAUCGCCUCAGUACAAGAACUCAAUUCAAAGUCAAUUCAAUCCAGCUGUCAAAAGCUUAAAGUACCUACUCAUUAGGUACAGCAGGCCCGCCCCUUCCUGGCAUUGUCCGGUAGUCACACGUGUGUCGCCUUUGCAGCUGCCGGACUCUCCCAAAAUUAAAUAUAAAAACCAAAAACGACACAACACAACAACAUGGCGUCCCUCAGAACUCAAGCAGCAGCCGCCACCAUGCUUCGAAGCGCGAAACUGGUUCCGAAUAGGAAGGCUUUGGCCAUGGCGCAGCGACGCUUCAAGACCGACGACUCGAGAACUUCUCUUACCGAGACCACCACCACCGAACAACCCGCUAUUACAGAGGAGAAGCCGCAUAAUGCUCCCGACUACAAUGUGCAUAUUGACCGAGCUACGUCAACAUUCACUCCCGUGCCGAAGCGAGUAAUGGAUGGUAGCGAAGAGCAUGGCGUCCUCCCCGCAGCUGUGCUCUCCGGCGCACCAGUGGAACUACAGGCUAGAACUGUUCGCAUCUACCAACCCUCCAAACCCGCCACGCAGUCAGGAACCUGGGGUUCUCACCACUGGAGAAUGGAUUGGGACGUCUUGGCCAAGGGACACCGAUGGGAGAACCCGCUAAUGGGCUGGCAAUCAUCCGGUGAUUUUAUGCAGGGCACCAAGCUCGAAUUCAAGAGCAAGGAAGACGCUAUUGCUUUCGCCGAAAAGCAGGGUUACGAAUAUUUCGUACAAGAACCUAACGCUCGAGCUUUUACACCCAAGGCUUAUGCCAAUAACUUCUUGUAUUCGCCCAAGAAGCUAAAGCACGUUCGGACCAAAUAGAUGGCAAAACAGAUCAGUCUGGGAAAGGGGCCA